AUGCCGACGAACAAGGACAUCCGAGCGAAGAAUGCGCAGUUCGCAGCGUCGGCGCGCGAAAACGCCGGCAAGCCGCGCAUUCGCAACCCGAAAUCGGCCACCGUCGAGGACGCCGAUGAGACCGUGGAAAGCAGACAGACGGCGCGCGCCAGGGGGAGGAACAUCGUCAAACCCGCCCGCGCAGACCGCGUCAAGAAGCAGGUCGGCGGCGGAUUGAGCGGCAACAAGGUCGCGCUUGCGCUCAUUGUGUUCGUCGUUGUUGGCGGCGUCUUCUUCGAGCUCAUGCGAGCGUUCCUCUAA
This is a messenger RNA of Kalmanozyma brasiliensis GHG001, 300 nucleotides long. RefSeq lists its product as uncharacterized. NCBI's taxonomy places the organism in Eukaryota, Fungi, Basidiomycota, Ustilaginomycetes, Ustilaginales. Bases 1 to 300 code for a protein of 99 amino acids. The transcript has 3 exons. The record is from RefSeq and is a predicted model, not a curated record.